AGUCGAUAAUUUUCCGGAAAAAAAUUGUGAUAAAAUUGCGGAUAAAUCCGGGUUGUCUGCUUAAUCAUGAAGCGAGCGCGCCAGCCGAAAAUUACCACGCAGGCUCUGCUGGAUUUCGACCUGGGCGAGAGCUCCUCGGACAGCGAAUUCCUGCCGGACAUCGACAACUGCUCGGACGGAUCGAAGGAUGAGAGCGAUGGCGACGAGAGCAGCGACGCCAGUAGUGAGUCCGAUUCUGACUCGGAUUCGGACGCGGAGAGCGAGGACUCGACGCUGAUGCUCCGCCAAUUGCUGGCCGAAUCGGAACCUGCGCCCGUGGAGAACGGCAUCAAUGGCGGGGACCAUGGAGCAGCUGCUCCUGCGGCCGGAGGAGUCCCUCGGCCCCCGUUGCAGCUGUCCAAAGCUCCGGCGAAGCGGAUGUGCUGCGUCUGCCUCGGCGAACGCAGCGAUGACGUCAACGAGAUUGUGGAGUGCGACUCCUGCGGCGUUUCCGUCCACGAAGGAUGCUACGGGGUCAGCGACAACGUGAGCAUCUCCAGUACAAACUCCACCUGCUCCACGGAACCGUGGUUCUGCGAGGCCUGUCGCGCCGGAGUCUCGGAACCCGACUGCGAACUGUGCCCCAAUAAGGGCGGCAUCUACAAGGAGACGGACGUGGGCAAAUGGGUGCACCUCAUCUGUGCGCUGUAUGUGCCCGGCGUGGCCUUUGGCGAGGUGGAGCAACUGUCCUCGGUGACGCUGUUCGAGAUGCAGUACAGCAAGUGGGGCGCCAAGGUGUGCUCCCUCUGCGAUAACGCCCUAUUUGCCCGUUCGGGAGUUUGCAUCGGUUGUGAUGCAGGCAUGUGCAAGACCUAUUUCCACGUGACCUGCGCCCAGGUGGCCGGAUUCCUGAUUGAAGCACACCACGAGGACGAUGCCGCCGAUCCGUUCUACGCCCACUGCAAGGUGCACUCGGACAAGGAAAUGAUCAAGAAGCGGCGACGAAACUAUCACACCCUGCGGCUCAACAUGUUGCAGCGAGCCAGGGAAAAGGAGGCAACAGCUGGCGACCACGAGGCACCUGCUCCCCACCCGAAUCCAGCGCAAGCGCGCAUUCAGCGCAAGCUCCAAAAGAUCCAGCACAAGUACGCGCGGCACAAGGAGCUCAAGCCCACGCCGUGGGUGCCAACGCAGAAAAUGUCGCGCUUGCUCACCACUUCGGCCUCCGCCUGUCGUCGCCUGUUGGCCAAGGCGGAGAUCAUGUCGGUGGAUGUGCAGCAUCUGGAGCAGCGGGAGGCACACAUCAACGCCCUUACCGACAUUCGAAAGAAGUGGCACAUUGCACCGGCCUUCAGUGUUGAGUUUACGGCCUACUACAUGGACCGCAUUGUCCGCAUGGAUGACUUCCGCCAACAACAACGGCAGCUUAUCUCGCAAAACGCCAUUUUGUCCAAGGAUCAGGACGUGCUCAGGGCUCAGUAUGACACGGCAUUGGAGGAACGCAAGGCGGUGAAGGCCACCAAGGAAUCUCUGCUAACGAGCAUUAAGUCGCUGCACGCCUCUUUGGCCCAAAUCGCACCAAACAUGACGCUGCCUAGCGUGGAUCUCAUAGCACGUCCAUUGCCAGAGGUGCCGCCCAAGACAAGUACGCCCACUCCACCCCAGCGACCCAUUUCAGUGCCCACAGCUGCUGCCCUAAAAAUGGGCGUGGGUUUUCCGUUGGGCCACCUAGGCCCACCGGGCAGUAAGCUGGACUCUUCACGAAUGCUCAGUACUCAGGCCAAACAGGGCAAGCACGGCAGCUCGUCGGCUUCCGUCGAUGCGGCUCCUUCGGUGGCCUGCGGUAUCUGCAAACGGAGCAAGGAUCAGCACUUGUUGGUCAAAUGCGACACAUGCAACCUGCACUACCAUCUGGGCUGCCUAAAUCCACCGCUCACACGUCCGCCAAAGAAAUCCAAGCAGUACGGCUGGCAGUGCUCUGAGUGCUGCGAUAAGUCGGAUGGUUCAGAUGCCGUCACGGAGAUCUCCUCGGGGCCGAGAAAAUCCCGCAAUCGCUUCAACAAAGAUGGCCAUUGGAUCUACGAGGAUCGGUAUUCGCUGGACGAUGUUCCAGUGGCCAUCGCUCCCAAAAGGGCGAUCAACAAAUCCUUGCCAGCUCCUGCUCCGGACUACAUUGAGGAUCUGACCAAAUCGCCGAAACGUCCCAAGCUGCAAUCGCCGCAUAAAACACCAACUAAUGCUAAUCUCACGGAUCUUCUUCCGCCAGUUCCUGCCGCUAAUGCCACACCCACACCCGCAGCUGCUCCUGCGUUGGCAACUCCCAAUGCCAGCGCCUUGAAUCUAUCUGGCUGCGAGGAUUCCAUUGACGACUCUUGCGGAAAACUAUCCCGCAAGGGCAAGCGCAAGGACAAGCACAAGAACAAACACAAUCUGUCGUCGGACACGGAGAAAUCCAUCGGCAAGGAGCACAAACGGAAGCGAAAAAAGCGGGCUCACCUCGACGAAUCGUCGUCUCACCUGGACACCGUGGCCAACUCCUCCGGCAGCACCAUCAAGAUCAUUUUCAAGGCACUGCGCCUGCCCGGCGAGGAUGCGCCCGAAUCGCAGUACUUCUACGUGCCGGCCAACGCAGUGCGUUCCGUGGAUGAAGCCUCGCGUCCCACCUCGGUUGAAACGGUCGAGGACAGUGUCCAGGGAGCGGAGCAGGCCUUGGCCCCCAUUGUACUGCCGGCAGCGUCACCGCAAAAGAUACGGGAGCCCAAGGAGGCUCCUGUUCCCGCUGCCGCUCCCGUCGCCGUCACCACUACGCCGUCGCCAAAGCGAAAGGUUAGUCCUCGGAAGGCAACUCCCCGGAAGACUCGGGUGGGUCGUCCCCGAGUGUCCAACACCAAGCCGAAUGUGGAGAUCAGCUGCUGUGUGUGCAGCCAGACGGGAAAGACCAACCAAGUGGUGACCUGCGACGAGUGCCACCGACACUAUCACUUCGCCUGCCUCGAGCCGCCGCUCAAAAAGUCGCCCAAGAUUCGCGGCUACUCCUGGCACUGCGCCGACUGCGAUCCCACGGACGAGGAUGCACUGCCCAAGAAAUAGAAACUAAAACUAUUUAGUAUAGGUUUUUUACCAUUUUGAAACGAAUUAUCUUAAUAGGCAUCGCGAUAUUUACAAUAAUAACAAUUGAAUAUAACAUACAAUUAUACUUAGAUUUAAUAAUAAACUAUUGAAGGUAUUGUAAUAUAAAAAAUGGCUAAUUUCAAUUGUCGGACGUGGGUUCUUAUAAAAUAAAUCACUU
Drosophila subpulchrella is the source of this 3268-nucleotide messenger RNA. RefSeq names its product PHD finger protein 14. The transcript is spliced from 2 exons. The record is from RefSeq and is a predicted model, not a curated record. Gene Ontology annotation, biological process: regulation of transcription by RNA polymerase II. The coding region runs from base 67 to 3069 and encodes 1000 amino acids. NCBI's taxonomy places the organism in Eukaryota, Metazoa, Arthropoda, Insecta, Diptera, Drosophilidae.